UUUAUCUUAAACCAGUGUUAUAUAGUAGACUAUAGUAUAGUGAGGUUACAACACCCUGUUGUAUUUUUCGGUGCUACUGCUACGGAAUAGACAUUAAAAUGUCUGCAGAUAUUCCUGGUUACAUAUUUGCAGGUGCAGUUGCAGCUGGAGGAAUAUUAGGAUACUAUAAAGCUCGUUCUGUACCAUCCCUAGCAGCUGGUUUAGUGUUCGGAGGAAUUCUGUUUUAUGGAGCUCACGAGGUCAGCAAGAACCCAGAAAACUAUUGUGUCCAGUUGGCCGCAAGUUCAAUUCUAGGCGGUGUAAUGGGAUACCGGUAUUACAACAAAAAGAAGUUUAUGCCUGCUGGGGCCGUAUUUUUAGCGUCCGUCGCUAUGAUUUUCAGAAUUCUCGCCAAAGCCAACACUUUGCCAAGUCCAUCAGUGACGUAAAAUUGGUUAUUGUUAAGCCAUUCUUGCCGCAUUUAUGUUUGUUUUUAAUUAUUUUUUUUUUAAGUCAGAACGCAGAACUGAGUAGUUUAAUAAAAUUAUUCCAUAGAA
This is a messenger RNA of Anoplophora glabripennis (Asian longhorned beetle), 536 nucleotides long. RefSeq names its product transmembrane protein 14C-like. Gene Ontology annotation, cellular component: mitochondrial membrane. Bases 99 to 428 code for a protein of 109 amino acids. Gene Ontology annotation, biological process: regulation of heme biosynthetic process. The record is from RefSeq and is a predicted model, not a curated record. Lineage: Eukaryota; Metazoa; Arthropoda; Insecta; Coleoptera; Cerambycidae. The transcript is spliced from 2 exons.